Molecule: messenger RNA, 5492 nt
Organism: Rhinolophus ferrumequinum (greater horseshoe bat)
Lineage: Eukaryota; Metazoa; Chordata; Mammalia; Chiroptera; Rhinolophidae
Gene: KNOP1
Product: lysine rich nucleolar protein 1
Exons: 5
Coding region: 469-1839 (456 amino acids)
Source: RefSeq, a predicted model, not a curated record
CAUCGCGAGGACGGGAUGCUGCGAGGGGUCUGCAGAUGGGGACCCGGGGGCCCGCUCUCCACUGUGUGCGCUCGCCCCCGGCGAGGCCGCCACCUCCAGAAGUUCUCCCCUCAGAGCUGGUCCCGGGCCCCCAGCGUAAUCCCUCCCGGUGUUUGUGCGGGAGCUUUGGCGCGACGGAGCCUUGGAGGGACCAGCCUCGCUCCCGGGUCCCUUGCUUCCUGCUGACGAUCCUGCAGCGGGCGUGGGACGCUGGUGCCGCGGUGCAGACCACACGCUCUGAAGUCCUGCGGGCCGGUUCCCAGGCCCCGUUUUGCCCCCUUGGCCGGCCCAUGGCAAGUGAGUGAGAGUCUCCAAACCUGAGUGUGCGAGCCCCCGAGGUGGGGCGUUCACACCCAUCCCCACGAGGCCGCCGCGAGAACUUUGAAAGAGCUUUUGCAGAAAGCAUUUGCGGGAGACACACUGGAAGGAAUGAUCACCAAGACCCACGAAGAGGACCUGGGCUUUGGGCUCCCUGAGAAAAAGAAGAAGAAGAAGAAGAAGAAGGUGGUGGUCAAAGAAACGGAGACUCAGUAUUCGGUGUUAAACAGUGACAAUUAUUUCUCUGAGGUCUGUCCCCCAAGAGCUAUAUCCCCUUCGAAGAGUGGGGUUCAAGGGCAGGUACCCAAGAUGCCUCUGGUGAAGCAAAAAAAGAAAAAGAAGGGCCACAGCACGGUCUACGGGGAGCAUCCAGACGCUGAGACCGCAGCCUGUGCCAGGCAGACAGAGUUGCCUGGCCCCAGGAAGCAGCCUCGGGGGCCAUCCGAGUCCCUCUGCGGGGAGAAGAAAAACAAGAAGUCCUUGAGGCCUCUGGCCACGUCCCCGGGUUCGAGGGUAAAGACCUCCCCAGACCCCAGACAGGAUGAGGAAGUUACCAGAGUUGGCAAGAAGCUCAAAAAACACAAGAAGGAGAAAAAGGCCCAGGAGGCCGCAGAUUCAGCCCCGGACCCUUGGUUCUGUGAGGCCGGGGGUGCCCUGCACACUUGCUCAGUGGGGAAGGGUGGCCAGGAGCUGGCCGCCUUGGGGCAGAAACGGAAGCAGGGGAGCCCCCAGGAACCCAAUGCAAAGAUGAAGAAGAAAAAGAAGAUCCACCAAGAGGGAGACACCCCCCGAGGCCACCCUGAGCCCUCCAGGUCUGUGAAGAGCAGCCCUAGGAAAGGAAGUAAAAAGAAGCCCGUCAAAGUGGAGGCUUCAGAAUACAUCCCCAUAGGAGAUGGCCCUAAGGCCCCCGCGAAGAAGAAAACGAAGUCCAAGAAAAAGGCAGAGCUGCCAGGCACAGAGGAGCCAGCUCUGAAGAAGAAAAAGAAGAGGAAGGAGAGCAAAGUAGGAGAACCGUGGGAGGAGGAGCCCGACACAGACCUAGAGGUGGUGCUGGAGAAGAAAGGAAACAUGGACGAGACACACAUAGACCAGGUGAGGCGAAAGGCCUUGCAAGAAGAGAUCGAUCGUGAGUCGGGCAAAACGGAAGCUUCUGAAACCCGGAAGUGGACAGGCACUCAGUUUGGCCAGUGGGAUACUGCUGGUUUUGAAAACGAGGAACAGAAACUGAAAUUUCUCAAACUUAUGGGUGGCUUUAAAAAUCUGUCCCCUGCGCUCCGCCGCCCCCCUCACACGACUGACAGGCCCAACAUGGCACUCAGCAAGGCGGCGGCCGACGGCCUGCAGCAGAGCCUGCAGCAGGACUACGAGCGGGCCGCGAGCUGGAAGUACCGCCGGGGGGCCGGCCUCGGCUUCCCCACCGCCCCAAACAAAGUCUUUUAUAUCGACAGGAAUGCUUCCCGGUCAAUCAAGUUUGAAGAUUAAACUCUCCUGGUUUGUCCCCCCAAAAGAGCCAAAAUUGCUUUUGUUGUUCAGUUAUGCAGAGAAAAGCCAUCUGAGAGUCGACCUGAGGUGGGGGCAGCUCAUGUUUCAGGAGCCAAGGGAGCAUGAGUGGCUGAAAUCUACUGUUCUCUGCGUUAAGCUUUACAUCCCCUUUUGAAGAUGUCACUGUGUAAAUAAUGACAGCUAACAUUUGUUGAGUACGUCGUAUGUGCCAGACACAUACUGACCGAAGUGUUUUCCUUGCAUUAAUGUACUUAAUCUUCUUGAUUAUGAAAUAGGUGCUGUUAUUAUCCCCAUCUUACAGGUGAGGAAACUGAGGUUCAGGGAUGAAGUCGUUACAUUGCCCAGGGUCACCCAACCAGUAAGUGCCAAGUGUACUUUCAUACCUCAAGCCCUACGUCACUAUUCACUGCUCUGAAUGUCCCCCUCUAGAGAAUUUCAACUGGAAUACUCACUGGGGAUUAAAAGGUCUUCUGAUUAAAGGAACAGAAGUCCAUUACACGUCUAAAUCACAAACAGGAAGUGGAAUUAAUGAUAAACGGGAACAGCAGGCUUAUUUUCCUUUCCAGCUCGGAGUAGCUGCAGGCAGAGGUGUCUGAACUGCAAUAAAGCAACUGUGGCUGAGCUUCCGCUGCUGCAGAGAAAUGUCUCUGAUCCAAUCUUGCCUUUUCCAGCUUCCUGCCUGCCAUCCUCAGUGCUGAGCCUGGAUUUAUUCUCUGCUGUAACUAGAUUCUGAACGAGGCAUUUUAGAUAGCGGUUAGUCCUCCGUAGGACCCACUGGCAAAUUCCCAGGGAUGUGUUUGUUAGAUUCUUUACCAUCACCAGGAAGAGAAUCCCAGGUGACUUCUGUGGUGGAGGCUGAAUGCCAGGAGCAGACGCAUGGGGAUGACACAGGAAGUUGCUUCAUCAGCCAUGGUGACAGUGUUUUCAAGCGUGGACUCUACAGCCAGCCUCACUAGGUACAGCAACCCGAGUGACACGUGACCACCUUCUCUCCAUUCACCUAGCAUUUUGCUUCCCAAAGUACAGGGUGUGACUGGGCCAUUUUCACAUCAUUUGGCCUGAAUACCUCCCUCAGACGUCCCACCUCAGGCAGGAAGUCCUGAUGUUGGGGCUGAUACAGCAACCCCCGAGGAAGCAGCCUCUUCCUUUGCUCCCUCGUCCUGUGUUGGCUUCAUCAGGCUGGUGGAAAGCUGGCCACAGCCAUUCCAGGCAGCUUACCAACACACUAGGACAUUCCAGAGGAGGGGAAAAAACCGUGUGGUUCAAGGAAGCUUCCAGAAGCCCCUCAAGAGACCUUUCAUCUUAACUCAUGCCCAUUCCUGAACCAGCCCCUGGUGGAAGGAAGAUUCUCCUCAGGCCAGUAAGAAAAAGCAAGGAGCAGAUGCCAACAAGACACACAUGGCACCCACCCCUGACGGCCCCGCUGGGCAGGUGAGGCCGGCCUGCCUGGGCCGUGACCAGAGAGCACUGGCCAGGUCAGGAGUCCUACAGACCUGCUCUCAGUGGCUGGGGUGGGCCACUUCCCUCAGAACCUGGCCUUUCGUGGAUUCAGCCUUGAGAUACGUAAUGGAAGAGGCCAUCCGAACACCUCGAAGGGAAAGUUCUGCAUUUGGAGUGAGCUCCUUCGGGGCAGCUCCUCUGACGGGAGUAAAUCUCCUGGCCGUGAACUACAGGAAUCUGUCCAGUGUCAUAGGAAACCAACUGACUGUUCUCCACACGUUCUGAUCUUACCGAGGCAUCACACUUGCAUUUGGGCUCGUCAGGAAGGAUUGUGGUCCGCCAUCUCGGGUGAUUCUGGAGCGUGGAUGAUGGCUUGCCCCCCGACUGAUCCCCACAGUGAUAGCUCUCAUUAGGGGGUGACGGCCAGGCCUUUCCCUCCUGCCGUGUAGUGUAAGUGGUCUGUGUCAUAGGAUUUGACUUGGGAACUCCCUGUAUCACCGUUGGCUGACGUGGUCCCCUUGUUCGAGGGAAGGUUUAUUCAAGUCUGUUCCUGAAGCACAGUCUAGCCAAAGAAGGUUGGGCAGCCAGGACGGCAAGAUGCCCGUGUCCCCAGAAUGGACUUAACCUCAUGUCUGCCGCUGUUGUCUGCAGACCGCCAUCACUCACAGAGCAGGGUCCUGUCCUGGGAGGCCGUCCUGUCUCAGCUUCCGGUGACAGCUGAGCUCCUGUCCUCUGGAAACCAAACCACAUUGCCUUGAGUCACCCAGGCCCUCCUCGACCUGUCUGCAAGUUUCUGUGCUGUGAUUUCCCUGAUCUCCUUCAGUCUGGACCCCAUGCAGAACACAGCCUGUUUCCAUUGGAACAAGGAGGUUUUGGAUUUUUACUCGAUCUGGGGAGGGGGCAAGAGAGGUCUGGCAUUUAGCGUGGCCGAGGUCUUAGCUGAAUAUGUAACAGCCCUGUCCUCAGCCUUGUUCUCCCUCAGCACUUCUCACUGACUGACCCUCUUCGUAUGGCAAGGUCCUUCCCUCCUCCCAGUUGCCCAUAUCCGCUGUCCCCCAAACCUCAUGAUUCGUAACCACUUUAUGUCAUGGGGUGAUCCCUGCCGUUUCUGCCUUAGUCCACUGGGCCCUGUCCUGUGGCCACCUUUCCACACACAACUAGACCGGCCCAUCCAAAGUAUUUCCCAAAGAGACACAGUUCUCCCCUAAAAUAAACUGCGUACUCAGCUUUCUAAACUUAACAACUGUUCAGGUUUGCGACUGGCAGAAUGGCCCCCAAAGAUGUCCAUGUCCUGAUGACCGGAACCUGUGAAUAUGUUAGGAUACAAAACGAGGGAGUUCAGGGUAGCGGACGGAAUUAAGGUCCCAGGUUAUGUGGGUGGGCCCCGUCUAACCUCAGGGGUCCUUAGAUGUAGACAAGGGAGACGAGUCUAAGAGACUUGGAAGAGACACCCCACCAGCUGUUGCUGGUUUUGAAGGUGGAGAACAGGACCACAAUCCGAGGAAUGCAGGCAGCUUCUAGAAGCUGGGAGAGGCCAGGAGAUGGAUUCUCCUGUGAGCCUCCAGGAGGAAGCCGCGCUGCUGACACCUUCACUCUGAAGGUGAGUCCACUGAGACCAGCUGGACUUCCGGCCAACAGACCUGGACGGUGAUAAAAUCGUAGUUUCAAACCACUAAAUUUGUGGUCAUUUGUUAAAGCAGCGACAGAAAAUGAACGUAGGUCUUACGCAGAAGUUUUCCUCAGUUUUACCUUGUUUCCUAGAAUUCUUAGAUUUUAUUAUUGUUCCAUCCCAUCAUCCUAUGUGAUGAGAGUAGGCUGCUUCCCGUGUAGGCCGUGGUUUCCAGAGACGGGCUAACUGCUUUCGUAAUUGGGUUGGGAAGAACCACACAAGAGCAUAGAAAAUCUAAGCUGCUGCCUGGCCAGGUGACAUGUUGCAGAAGCUCCUUUGGUGUGUGUCUACCCGACCUAAUAGGACCGUACAAGUUCAGGUGACUGGAAUAACGUUAAGAAGUCACUGACUUAGGCUUGGGAACUAAUGACAUCUGACAUGUACAGCCUCGAAGUAGAAGAAAUGACUUGAAAGCACAUAAUUGGUGAAUUUGCCAAUUUCUUUUGUUUUCAUUUAAAUAGUAUGACACAGUAAAAGUGGUAUUGGAAAUCAUUUUGUGAAAUAAAGGCCACUUGGGAAUAUC